AACUUUAUCACUUCGAACCAAUUCUUGCUCUGAGGUACACUUAUCACAAACGAAGCACUCAGUUACCAAGAUUUUGGAACCAGACUUGAACAAGCCCACUGCUUCCAGUGAUCAUCUGUAACGGGAGGAACCAGACUUGAACAAUUGUCGAGCCCGAAGAACUGCAGGUUGGCGGGCUAAUGGAGAAACAGUUGUUUGGAGCCCUUUGUUUGUUGAGGCCCCAAUUACCAAAAUUUUGCAGUAAGUAAGGUUAGGGUUUUUUUUUUUUGAAGGAAACUGUAAGGUUAAGGUUGAGGGAGAGACUCACACAUCAUCCAAUCGCAUCUUAACAGGGCUGACAUAACUCUACAUUAUUCUAUUAUCAAAAAAAAAAAACUCUACAGUAUUCUAGAAGCAGAAAGUCGCACGUGUAUCCUAACAACGUGAGCCAACACAAAUACCCAAUAGCAAACGCAGCCAUAUUCAGUAUUUAAUAACCGGAACCAAAGCAAAUAUCCAAAAAGCAACAGCAGGCAAAUUCACUACUAAGUAAUUCACAGUUCAGCGCUCAGCCGUGAAAGAAUGGGAGUGGAGAAGCAAGUCGUAAGGCCCGGAGGGGGACCCAAACCCGUUCCCGGUCAGACCGUCGCCGUCCACUGUACCGGUUUCGGAAAGAACCGUGAUUUGUCUAAAAAAUUCUGGAGCACCAAGGAUCCAGGGCAGCAGCCGUUUGCUUUCCAGAUUGGCCAGGGGAAAGUUAUCAGAGGAUGGGAUGAAGGUGUACUUGGAAUGCAAGUGGGAGAAGUUGCGCGCUUAACGUGUUCCCCCGACUAUGGUUAUGGUCCUAGUGGUUUCCCAGCAUGGGGCAUUGAGCCUAACUCUGUUCUGGUUUUCGAGAUUGAAGUAUUGGGUGUUCAGUAAUUAGUGGCUCUGAUGCUGCGGGUGGCCGAUGGUAGACAUCUGAUGUAGAGUCCUUCAGCAGUGGGUGUUAGUUAAUUAUAGUUUGUAUUUUUAUCUGAAUAAAAAGGCUUCGAGCUCUUCAGCCUGCCGCCCGAUGUAGAAUGCUUUAGCAGUGGGUGUUACUCUGUAACUGGUGCCGAAAUUGCAGCCUCCUCUCCUCCCUCUCUCUCUCUCUCUCUCUCUCUCAGAUUAAAAAUGGAUAUUAUGGUUUCCUAAUCGCUUUAUAGUAGUACUACAACGUUUUCAUA
Messenger RNA from Coffea arabica (coffee), 1187 nucleotides. Its product is annotated as peptidyl-prolyl cis-trans isomerase FKBP12-like. Gene Ontology annotation, molecular function: peptidyl-prolyl cis-trans isomerase activity. Lineage: Eukaryota; Viridiplantae; Streptophyta; Magnoliopsida; Gentianales; Rubiaceae. Gene Ontology annotation, cellular component: cytoplasm. The record is from RefSeq and is a predicted model, not a curated record.